Messenger RNA from Hymenoscyphus albidus, 337 nucleotides. Lineage: Eukaryota; Fungi; Ascomycota; Leotiomycetes; Helotiales; Helotiaceae. The record is from the annotation of a GenBank genome assembly.
AUGAAAGAUGAUGAUGAGAAGAGAUGGGAGAGGGGGAGAAGCAGUCCUUAUAAGCUGCUUCUACCCCUCACAGCAUCAGAUGUUCCUGCCUUCACCAUCUCACAAUCAGGUGAAUUGUCUGUUUUCUCGUAUUCUCACAGGAAGUCACGACUCACGACGAGCUACGGAGGCAGAGCCCCAGUUGCUAUUUCCGGAUUGGGCUGCAAAGGGUGAAGCGCAGCGCACGGCACCUGCUGUAAGUACGAGCCUCCCCCACCAUUCUCGUGCGCUUUGCUGGCAGACUGACGUCGAGAGGCUCUGGAUUGGUAGAGAUCUUCCGGGUUUUGUUGCUGAGUGA